Molecule: messenger RNA, 749 nt
Organism: Zychaea mexicana
Lineage: Eukaryota; Fungi; Mucoromycota; Mucoromycetes; Mucorales; Lichtheimiaceae
Exons: 4
Coding region: 93-497 (134 amino acids)
Molecular function (GO): O-acetyltransferase activity
Source: RefSeq, a predicted model, not a curated record
AUGCUUUGUCACGGUUUCAUCAUAUCGUUUUGAACACGGGUCCACACUGGCACACGGACAAGAAGUGGGGUCCCAACGAGUCGGAUGAUGAGAUGAUGGCAGCGUAUAGGAAAGCGAUGAAGAUCGUCGUUGAUUUCUUGGUUGAGAACAUGACGCCACUGCAACGCAUAUGGAUUCGAAGCACACCUUAUGGACAUCUCAAAUGCUCUCAGUAUAAGGAACCUAGCAAAGUACCACACGUUCCUACCCGUAAACAGGGUGAAUAUCAAUGGGACAUGCAUGUCAAGUUUGACCAAGUUUGGAAGGAUCUUAUUGAUGAGACUGGUGACGACCGCAUCAAAUUCUUCAAUGUCUCUACCAUGGCUAAUCUUCGUGGUGAUGCCCAUUCUCGUCCCGAUUCAGAUUGUCUACACACCUGCUUGCCUGGUCCCGUAGAUGACUGGAACAAGCUACUAUUCAGUGAAAUUGCUAGGGAGGCUGCUCGGAUAGCAUCAUAGUUUUAAAUCAAGAAGAACAUAAACGAGAGAUAGAAAGAGUAUCUUAUAGAGACAGUUUACACCCACCCACUGCACAACAGUUUAACUUUUAUGUACAUUAUACCGAUUUCAAGUUCUGUUCAAGGAAUUCAUCUGUAAGCAUCUCUGCUUCUCGAAUGAGCAUAUUAAUUUCUGCCUUGGCAGUGGAAGGCGACCAGUAGAUGAACAACAAGGGGAAGUUCUUACGUCCAUCACUAUGCGUCAACUUGAAUA